Oldenlandia corymbosa var. corymbosa is the source of this 1524-nucleotide messenger RNA. Lineage: Eukaryota; Viridiplantae; Streptophyta; Magnoliopsida; Gentianales; Rubiaceae. The record is from the annotation of a GenBank genome assembly.
AUGGGCCAAGCGCCUUCAAGUCAAGUGAUGCGGGUUCAGGCCAAAGUUCGAGGAGGAGGAACCCCUCGGGUGGCGGAGGUCGACCCUCUAUCCUUCAGCUUGCCCGCAAUCCACGAACAAUCCUCUAUCUACGAACUCUUGAAAGAGGGAUACAAGGAUCAAGGGCGGGGAGCUGGACAAUUUGAGGGCUUACCCGAGGGCCACGCCCUGCUGACGUUCGAUCCUCCACGGGUCAAAUGCGCGGAGCUGCCCGCCGCCGGAGUGCUACGGGUGGAAGAUGGUAUGAGACAGGCUGUGCAGGCGGUGAACUCUUUCAUGUCGGUGUGUGCGGACUUGCACGGAUGGCUAGCUUUGGCCGAGAGGAAGGCGGCCAGUGAGGCCAACAAAGCCAGGGAGGCGGAGGCAUGGCUCCAGGCCCUGGAAGAAGAGAGGAGGAGGCUAGAGGAGGAUGUCACAAGACCUAGGGGGGAGCUCGAGGGCACGGAACUAACCCACAGUCUCCAAAUGGAGAGUCUGCUGGCCACGAACGUCCCCAAAUCUCGCUUGGACGCAUACAUCCGUGCGGGAAUUCAGAGGUACCUUGGAUCGUCCGAUUUCGCCCUCGGAAUAAACGACAUCAUGGACCCUACCAUAGAAAGGGGGGCGAGGAAAGUCGUUAUGGAGAUCGAGGCGGCCCAGAGGAAGAACGAGGACAUUCAACCUCUCCUCGACAAAUAUGUAGGUAGGGAGAUGAAGGGGAAGACGUCCGCGACACCUCCGAGAACACCGCCGGGGCCUGAUGAGAACUCGGAGAUAGUCGCCUCCGCACCCCCACCCCCAGGGCAUAAGUCUGGAAGCCACGGAGGAGGGGGAACCUCGACCGACUUCAGCGCCAAUAGCGGAGACAAGGACGCAGCUUCGGAGUUCCCCCCUCAGCCCGAGGGAACUUCUCGAGGCGUGCCCACAACUCCAGGAAGCGGCUUGGUGGAUCCGAACGUCGACAGGAGCCGAGGACGAUUGUCGGGUCUCGAGGGCCAGCUAGAGGAGGCCUUGGAAGCUUUCAGGGCCUCGGAACUGCACGAGGCACGGAGGGCUGUCAUCGAGGCGAAGGUCGAUAACGACCGGCUGGAUAGGUUAUGGAGGGACAUGGAAACCUAUUGGGAGGACCACCUGAAGAACUCUAUACAGUUAGAGAUAUUAGCUAACAAUCGCCUUCGGACCUUCGAAGCCAAGAUACGGAAGAAAAACAAAGAUGAGGGCUUAGCCAAACCCGACCCAGAGGAUUUUAUUCCCCGCAACUAUUUCGAGAGUGUCUUGGUACAUCUUUGGAAGGCUUACGCCUUGGUUGCUGUGAAGUGGGACCGGUCCUCUGACAAGAUCGAGGCUUUUCGGGCGUAUGCUGGUCAGCUUCGUGCAGCUUUGGAAGGCGCAAUAUCCUUCAUUGUAGAGACGGGGAAGGUGUACGAUUUUGAGGCUUGUGGCCCGAACCCUAUCCGGCCAUGCGGGACGACCCGACUUCUCCAACUCGCGAAGCCGAACGCCUAA